Molecule: messenger RNA, 608 nt
Organism: Tremella mesenterica DSM 1558
Lineage: Eukaryota; Fungi; Basidiomycota; Tremellomycetes; Tremellales; Tremellaceae
Exons: 3
Cellular component (GO): nucleolus; nucleoplasm
Source: RefSeq, a predicted model, not a curated record
CCUCUUCCUCCUCCUCCUCUUCCUCCUCCUCUUCCUCCUCCUCCUCUUCUUCAUCCUCCUCUUCGGCCCCUCCUCCUACCAAAAAGCCCAAACUCUCCCCCGUCAUUUCGACCACCGUGACCAUCACCGAAACGCCUGAUCUCGGCGAACCAACAGCAUCCUCUACCCCACAACCGAAACCGAAGAAGAUCACAUUCAAGAAAGGUCCCAAUCAGCGAUUUGAGCGGAUCAAGACUGAAAGCGUGACGUUUCACCAUGAUGGCCUGAAAGACAACUCAUUCGAAGCGAGGAUACGUGCUGGGGCGAGUGAGAAUGAUUAUGGAGCCAGAGCGAGUAGAGAUCUAAUCGUCACCCGAGGAGCGGGCUUUAGGAAGGAGAAGAACAAGAAAAAGCGAGGUAGUUACGCAGGUGGAGAGAUUACCCUCGAAACUCACAGCAUAAAAUUCCAGGAUUGAAGUCUCAAGAGCCCACAGCUUCCUUCGAUCUCCCAUAUCCCACAGUUCCUUUGACUCCGGCAUAAAUGCAUAUAGUCCACCAAGUUGAGAGUGCGUCGGAGGUGAAAAUACAUAUCAGCCAUCACUUGUAGAUAUGCAUAUGAUGUCUAGUUC